CCGCUGGGUAAGGUUAUUACAAGAAAUCCGGGGAAGUUCGUAGGGUAGCAACGGGCUGCAUCCAAGUGCCCGUGUUUUAGUCCAGUUCGGGAAAGAAAGGCCCAAGGCCCCUCCCUCUUCCUUGUCGUCAUUCGGGCGUGUUCGGGUUGAAUAAGAGUGAGGCUCCACUGAGAAAGAGAAUAUAGAAAGUAUUGAUGCCCAUUUAUUUCUCCAACUCGCCCGCUUUCCCAUAAUCACUACUACACUAUGUCCUCGGCAAUAACCUCAUUCUCGUCUCUUCCCUCUUCCUCCUAGAAUGCGCCAUAGUCUAGGGUGCCUGUCACCCUGCAAGUUGUGCCAUGCCUUGGGCGGCGACUUGGUCAACCAACAGCAGGCCUCCCUUUGCCCCGCCAUAUCUUGUCUCGGUCACUGUCCGAACGGGUAAUGGGAUGUCAUGUUAAUUCAUCUGAACGCGAGAGGACGAGCGUUAUUUCUCUUCUCUUUUAUUACUUUUAUUGCCAUGAGUUGAAGCGUUUCGUUGAUGCAUCCAUCUCCCGGCCAAAGUCAAACAAACUCCUUCGCCAUGUUUCAACAAACCGGUCACGCCCGAAUAAGUCUGAUCCAUGGAAUAGCUCAACCCUCGCGGUUAUAGCCCAGCAGGCUCCCUCUCUUAUUCAUACCUAUGGCAUCAAUAUGCUAUUGCCUAUGCCUGUUAUAGUUCAACAGUGGACCGGCUUGUGUCAAGCGCCGAGUCCAGUCUGGAGCCUCGUCUCAGUAUUGCCCUAACAGCCGCCAUCUCCGACGACUCCAGUUUCAUAACGGAAGAUGCUACAUUGGGCCUUGACGAAACACCAUGAUAUCUCCAUUCCACCCAAUCAUGUCGGAUUGUGCGCCACAAAACAAGCGACUACGCGAGUGAGCUCGAACAAAGCCAGUUUGACCCAAGACCUUCGGCUGAAACCCAGCAUGAUAUAGUGUUGCAAGCGCAACUCUGCCUUUCAAAGUAUUGUCCCCAUCUGUUGACGGCUCUGGUGACUUUCCCAUCGUUGCAUCGCAUUUCGUUCCAUCUCUCCUUUCCCUUUUUCGCCAUUAUUCUCUUCUAAUCGCACAUACCGCUGAACUACGUGCAGUAGUAUGCGUCUUGGUUGACCCAAGAUCUCAUUCGUUUUCCUUUCACUUUCCUAGCCUCAUCUACUCUUCGUUACACUCGUUCUAAUACUAAUGUCGCUUUCAUGACGAACAAUCACCGUCAGGCCCUGGUUGCGGCCUUUACUUUUGGCCUAGUCGCCCAUGCUGGUAUAGCCAGUGCCUUUCUUCUUCUAAAUAAUCGUGCUUCCAAAAUCAUUCGAGAUGCUCCGAGGCUGGCCCUCAUCGCGUUCCUUAUUUCUUCAGCCCUGUGGGCUCAAAUCGAUUUCUUCGCCUUUUUACUUAAUAUCAACUCUAUGCCAGGCUGUCAGAUCAUGGUUACCUUUGCAUCAACAUUCGAUCAGUUCGCACGAGUGUCCAUACAACAGAGUCUAUUAUGGAUCUUCAGCACCCACAGUCUUGCAUCUCUCACUGAGAUAGGCGUCAUGCAAGGAUUUAUUGUCUUACGACUUGUUCUUGGAGGAGUCUUCGUGGGGAUUCAGCGCCCACAGCUGAAUACUAUCUGCCUGACCCAAACGUCCAUUCUACCGGUUGGGAUUACCGUCUCUGUUGUCGACACUGCUUUCGUCGCUUUCCUCCUCAUCAGAGUUAUCUCUCGCGGUGUCUAUUCGGAGACCCAAAGAGGGGCCAUCAGUCCUCGUCAGUCUCGAGCGGUUGCUCUCGUUGUGUUGGGUUUGAUCAUAUGGACAGGAACUAGUGCUCCUUUGAUGCUGAGCAUUCAGCCCAUGGCCAUUGUUGUUCGAACAACUGUGCCUUCAGUAGGUCUAUUGAUACUAAUCGGGAUACUCACUUUGUUCCAAGAUCGACUUUUCUCCGACAACUCAAAGCACAUACAAUCAGCGGACGUCAAUGAUUUCGAUGCCUCGCGAGACUUCAGCACACGACAGAUAACCAGUGCGGAUAUCCGUCGCCCGAGGAGUUAUGACGAGAUAGCGAGAACAUCUGCAGCUGAUUUCACAGGAGCAUCUAAACCUUGGCCAGUUCCCGCAGAACCCAAACGAGAGCUACCUUUGAUCACGAUGCCAGCUGCUGGGCAAGCCAACAUUGGAAUGGGUGGUGUUCCCGUGCUAGGCCAACUUUUCCCUCUACCAAGAACUCAGACUUUGCCAAGCUCGACGAAACCUGAAAGCUCUCGACAGAUCUUGCACCAGGCAAAUUUGAGCACAUCUAGCUCCGGAUCUAGCUCUAAUUCCAGGACCUCAGCUUCCAGCCAGGAGAACUGGGCCGACACCGUCAAACUGGCCGAAUCUCAACACAGCUCUUUGUCUUCAGAGAGUACAGCGUCCGCCACUACUUCAGCUUUCUUGUCACCGGGGACGGAGGAAGUCCGGCGACGAUCCCCUCGGCAGUCUCCUCGACAUUUGCCAUCGCCAGCCCUUUCAAUCUUUCCUCGUACGACUCCCACCACGUUGCAAGCACGCACACCCACCAAAGCCGGAGGAGAAGCUGUCGUGAACUUUUCUUUGCCCGUCGAUGCAAGAGUACCGCGCCCGUACCAGCCAAUGCGAAAUCAGCCCCCGAAAUCAGCACCUUUGGCCGUUAUUCCCAGAAGCAACGCGAACGAGAUUCUGGCUAAGAGAGAAGACUCUGCAAAAACAUUGUCAGUGGUUCAUCGUCCUCGCCCGAUACCAAGAAAGUCGAACAUCGAUCGCGCCCUCUUCCCAGCAGAAGGGUCUCCAAACCUCCAGCACCACAAGCGAUCACUGUCGUGUGGUUCCGUGAGAUUCAAACAGCCGCAUGACACACCAGCUGAAAUCAAUUACGACUUAUCUCGUUUAAAUGAAUUUGCCAAUGUUCUACAUGCCAACAUCCCAACACCAACCGAAACCGACCGUAUCACGAGGCGACGAUCACGAUCUAUGGUUGAGCUACCGAUAUUACCAGCUGAUAUCGAGUUCAAGCCGAACCGCAAUGAAGCCAAGCCACAGAUCGACAAGUCAAAUACUCUGACCGCUCCCACCAAGACGCCAGCAAGCCUUACUUUAGGUGAGACAUCGAUUCAAUUUCCCAAGAGUCCUCAGCCUACAACUGCUCAACUUCAUGAUGAGCCAGUAUCUGCGACAAGCUCAUCUUGGCGUGACCCGCAUGGAAAGGGAUACGGUCGACGAUCUUCGCCUAUUCUGCCAGUUGAAGACCUGAGCGCACUCACGCCUUCCACGGUUAGAGAUGAUGAUUUUGCCCUUGACGCGGAUAUCAGGUCGCCUGCGAUGCAGGUCCACGUGCAGAGGGCCCUGACGGUAACAGUUACGGCAAAACAUCAACAACAGAGUGGACUCCGAGUUGCGGAGACUCUAUCAGCAUCGAGCGAUGAGAGUCCUCAGGAGCCCUUACCCUUGACUGUGCACAAGCCAUCUGCCGAAGCCAAUGUCGGCUCUGAAUCGGAGUUGCGACGAGCCGAGGACUUGCACCUCACCGCAAAACAACAUUUCUGGCCAUCACAAGUGGGGGAAACCCGUCCAGCAACUUUCUCAGACAGGGGAUACACGACAAAGCCGCGUCGGAGUCUUCCGCCAGCACCGCUGGUUCUCCGCCGGACCGACAGUUUCUACGCUGAGCCAUCGCCCGUGGAAUCCGACCUUUCUGAAGAGGAUGUGGUGGGAAUUUUCCCAGACAGGACCCAUUUUGGUUCUCCAGGCUCAUCUUAUCAGAUAGCGGAAAAUGAUAGACUGGCACUGUUGACAAAUCUGGAACUGGAGCUGAACGAACAGGAACACCAAUGGCAAACCAUUCGCCAUACCAUGCACGUUCGUGAUUCGCUAUCAACUGUGGGAACAUCUCCUAGCCGAGAUUCGCGAUAUGGGUAUGGAAGUGCACGCCUGUCAAAGGUUGCCCAGCAGCGAGGUCAGCUGGAUGCAGACUACGACAUUCUGGCGCUUUUCCCCCAGGCCGACUUGAAGUCCAGGACAAAACUGGCGGCUAGCUCGACAUACCCCAGGUUUACGAAUUCAUUAGCAACACCUACCCCUCCUGAUACUGAUGAAGAGAGCGAAUACGCCGAAGAUCAUGAGGAUGUCAUUGGUCACGCCCAGAUCAGUCCUGCCAAGGCGGCCAUGGUGCUGUGGCGCCCCAUAGCUUCCGUGCAAGCGGUUACUAGCACUAGCACUGCACCGUCCCUCUGGACCCCGGCUCGCAGGCCACUGAGGGAAAUCGCGCCAGUGGAAAUCCCAGGAAGGUCAAUUCGAGGACCGGUGAGGAAGGACAUGAGAUCUCUCGUGAUUGAGAGCUCAAGACUUUGGGAGAAACCUGAAUCAAAGACCGAGGUAUCCAAUAACGGACUUUGGCAGCCAGUAUCUCAAGUCAAAACCCAAGUGGUGGAAGUUAAGGUCCAGCAGUCAAAGCCUCCCCGCAACCCCCCGCGUCGCAUCAAACGUGUCACUAUGCUGCCAGAUAUCCUGGAGAGUCCAAAACCACUCCCUGAUAGGCGCGGGACACUUGGGAUCUUCCAAUUCCCAUGGGGUGAUCGGUCAGACUGUGCGACAAUAACACCGAUGUUCAUGCCUGGCAUGACUUAUCAACCUGUGGUGGAUGGGGGUAUGCAGACGCAGAUGCAGCAUAGCGGCUCGGUGUUUGACAUGGAGGACUACGAGCAGGAUGACGGGGAGUACUACGAUUCGAGCGAAACGUACGAUAGCGACGAUGAGGAUUGUUUCGAGCUGGCCCAGCCUGUACCCCAGCCAACGGACACGUAUUUCCACGGAGCCCCGCCUGAAAAAAUAUCAACUUCUCACGAGGACGAACUAAAACCUCAGUCAAUUGCUGAACAAGGCAUAGAUUCGGAGCUUUUGAAACAUUGCGAGACUUCCGAGGAUGGUUAUGCCAAGGAUGUGCAGAUGCAGAUGCACGACAGCGGCAGAGAUGACAAAGCCAAUGAUCGGACAAGUCUCCGUACACAGACCCAGGUAAAGUAUGACGAAGAUGGAGACGCCGACAGCGAGAGCGAAAGCCCACAGGCUGGAGAUUACAGCGCAAAAGCCGGUACAGCAGUUGGUGCUCCCCCCACCUCAACAACCACCAUAGCGAUGACGAUUGCGGAUAUGGAUCUCCGGGAGCACGUCUCUGAGAAAAAUCGAAUCAGGGUCCGCCAGCAGCCGCAAUUUGGGGGUCGAGUUGCAUCAAUAAGCAUGCCUGUGCCGCUGAUGGCUCGUUGCUUAUUGAUGGACGUGGGUCGAAAUGAACAAGACUGGGCUGGCGCACCAAUCACCGACGGCAAUGGCACUCAUGGGACGUCCAAAUCCAUCUUAGGCCCCUGCACUGACAGGGAGUCUAAGUCCCGUGGCGCCCCAGGCGCAGGGCAUCCGCAACAGCACCACCACCAGCAGGCAACGCUUCUGUUCCGUUUCUUAGAGGAUUCCAUUUCUAAGCCAGCCGACCUUAAGCUUGAUUGUGACUCUCCGACUCCGCAGCCGCUAAGUCCGCUCGUCAUUUACAAAUCCGAAACCCCGACACGCCGGCGACAAAUCUUGGUUAUUAACUUGUUGUAUCCUCCAUCAAUUCCCACCCAGUCUUCUCUUCAGCAAACAACAAACUAUCCGAACAUUUCCAUGGCUCUGUGGACUCCUAGCACCCCUGUCUCACGUCCCAACAAAGGACUCCCUCAACCCGACGACUCUACCUGGAACUCUUAUAUUCCUGCUGGUGAGGCUGCACGCCUCCUCCCUGCAAAGGCCGACAUGCCUUCUAUCAAAAGCAACUCGCUCUGGACCGCCCCUGUCAAGAAGGCGCCUUUCAACAACUUCGGACUUUGGGGAACCACACAACCGCUGCCAGGCAUGUGGACUCAAUCGCCAUUCAACACCAAGAUCUCCUACGGUCUUCCCCAGCCUGAUGCUGAAACUUGGGCAACCUAUCUCGUCGUCGAGGACGAUGCUACCCGAGUAAAGCCUAGAGAGGCCGAGCCUCUACCUGUAGAUAGCACCUCCUUGUGGACUCCUGCCAUCCCCGUUAUUUCCAAGAUCGUUUCCGAGGAUGGUCUCUGGAGCGGAUCAAACUCCGCACCUUCGCUCAGCGGCUCCGAACCCUCUACACCUAGCGAGACCUCGGCGGUCAAUUUUGGCUUGUGGGAGCCUCUUGCCGCUACUGCUUCCAUUGAUGAUGAAGAGCCGAUCGGCCUGUUUAGCCUCAGCCACCGGCGCACCGACUACCGCACAACGAAAUUGGCGCCUGCUGCUCAGGGUAUGGAACGCUCACCACGAAGAGCUCUAGAGGCCUUCCCCGAUUUUGGAUUUACCCACCUCUGGAACAUGGCCCCUCUCUGGGAUUCCAAGGCCAAUGCCGCCGCCGUUCAGUCGCAGCGUGAGAUUGAUUCGUUGGUUUUGGAGGGCCUAUUCAGCCUGAAUCAUCGCCGAAACAACUUCCGUACUACGUCCGAGAGCCCCGCAGCGCUCGAGACCCGACCCAAGCAGCGCAUCUCGCAGCAAUCUCUGCCGAAGCUCAACACAGAUAGCCUCUGGUCUGUGCGUGCAUCUAGCCAGGAUGUUACCGAGAUCAAUUGGCUUGCUCUCUCCACAGUCCGACCGAGAACUGCCUCGGUUGUGUCUUUCACUGAUAGCGAAUCCGUCGUUUCUGACGUGCCCGCUCUCACCAGGGCUUCCUCCAUCAAGUCAGAGAUGUCCCGACCUGCCGCUACACCCGCUGAGUGGCUCGCUGCCUUGGACGAGGCCAUUAGACUUGGAUCUGGAAAGGCCCCAGAGAUGGACACCGAGGAUCCUUGCGCACCUGACUCCGACAACUACCAGCUCUGGUCCAAGCCUGGUGCUGACAUUGGUGAGCCUGUCAUCGCAUCAGAUGAGCUUUGGAAGCCCUCUACUGCUCGCUUCCUCGAAUUGACGCCCACACUCAGCGAAUUCGAUAAGCAGCAUAUUGCAUCUGGCACUUCUCAGCGCGGUCGGGUCCAGAAGGCCCGCCCCCCGAUGCCCCUCUACCCUGGCUCGUCCUCAUCCGCCUUUCUCCCGGGCGCAAGCGAGACUCCCCGCGACUUCAGUGCACAGGGACUUUGGGUUCGCGCACAGUCUCCUGCUCCUGGGGCUAAGGACGACGGUUCAUGGAUUGACAAGUCUCUUAGAAAGGGACUGUCAUUCGUGCAGCUGUGGUGACGGAACCCUGCAUGGAAAAUAGCAACAACGACAACCCCCGCUAGGUUGGGGUCGGGUUGUGUGACAUGACGUUACGAUCAUCAGAUUUCUCGGACAUGAUUUUGCGAAACUAUAGCAUAAAAUUGCUUUAUACCUUGCUUUCAAAGCGGAUGAUGUUACUAUUUGAACCGCAGUAACAGUCAGUUGGAGGAAAUAGGAGCGUGCUUGACUUGAUUUGGCCUUGGCCUUAGCAUUUGGUUUUAACCGUUUGGCGUUGGACGCGAUAGGUCUCUACAUCGCGGGUGGGUUUUCUUUGUCUCAUUGCGUGCAUUUGCUCACGCCUGCUGUAUGAAUAGCAAACAACACGGCGCAGUCAACCUGAGCCUCAGAAAAGUAUCUUAAGCAUUCGAACUCGAAUGACAAAUCGAUUAAAAUAUCAAUAAAUGACUCGAUACACUUACUAGCCCCUUGCAUUUUGUGUUUAUAUGCCUCAACUUUUAAGCCCUUC
Molecule: messenger RNA, 7704 nt
Organism: Fusarium odoratissimum NRRL 54006
Lineage: Eukaryota; Fungi; Ascomycota; Sordariomycetes; Hypocreales; Nectriaceae
Exons: 6
Coding region: 1212-7217 (2001 amino acids)
Source: RefSeq, a predicted model, not a curated record